Messenger RNA from Vicia villosa (hairy vetch), 1397 nucleotides. RefSeq names its product dof zinc finger protein DOF2.1-like. Gene Ontology annotation, biological process: regulation of DNA-templated transcription. Lineage: Eukaryota; Viridiplantae; Streptophyta; Magnoliopsida; Fabales; Fabaceae. The record is from RefSeq and is a predicted model, not a curated record. Gene Ontology annotation, molecular function: DNA binding; DNA-binding transcription factor activity. The transcript has 2 exons. The coding region runs from base 169 to 1023 and encodes 284 amino acids.
UUGGGGUUAGAAUUUUUUGUUAUAUAUACCAACCUACCAUACACCUGUGCUUCCACUACCAACCUCAUUUUGAUUUUUCAGUCUCUCUAUUCCUUUUCCUUUCCUUCUUUUAUAUCUCACUUCAAUUAUACAAACCAACACUUUCACUCUUCAUACUUAUUGUAUGAAAUGGAUCCUUCUUCUCAGCAAAUGUCAAGGCAAUCAUCAAUGGAAAACAUGCUGGUUUGUUCAAAAGAACAGCAAGAAAACAAACCAAAACCUCAGCCAGAACAAGCUUUGAAAUGUCCGAGAUGUGAUUCCACCAACACUAAAUUCUGUUACUACAACAAUUACAGUCUUACUCAGCCGAGAUAUUUCUGCAAAUCUUGCAGGAGAUAUUGGACCAAAGGUGGGACAUUGAGGAAUGUUCCUGUUGGUGGUGGAUGUAGGAAGAACAAAAGAUCAUCGUCGUCGAAGAGGGUUCAAGAUCAAGCAUUUGUGCCGAAUCAUAAUCCGUUUUCUAACAUACCUCAUUUUGAUCAAUCUAAUGAGUUUGCAUUAGCAUUGGCUAGGCUUCAGAAACAAUCAUGUGGUGGACAAAUGGGGUAUGAUGAGAAUGAGUUUUCAAUGGUGGGAAACAAUGGAUCAAGCAUGAACAAUUCAAUGAACAUAAAUCAUGGGUUUAUGGAUGCAAUUAGAAGUGGGUUGUUUCUUGGAAAUGGAAUGCAUUAUAAUAAUAACAAUGUUCAGAAUAUGUAUAAUGGUGGGUAUGGAAAUGGUGACAAUGGAGAAGUGAAUAGUGGGAACAACAAUUGUGGGGUUAGUGAAGAGAUGAUGUUUAAUUAUGAUCAAGAAAUGGGCAAUUGCAAUGCUGCCUUUAACAUGAAGCAAGAGCAAAGUGAAAGUAAGGUUUUUGGUGGUUUUCCAUGGCAGAUGAAUGGAGGAAUUGCAAACAUGGGUGAAGUUGAACAAGCAAGAGCCAGUUGGAAUAAUGGUUUCAACACACCUUCUUGGCAAGGACUUCUUCAAAGUCCCCUAAUGUAGAAUCAAAAGCUAUUAUGGUCUUGAAUUGCGUCUAAUCUAUUGCAUAAAAAAUUGCGAUUGCAGACUGCAAUUUAGAAUGGUUGGUAUAAAUUCGUCUAAUGUUUGACUAAAUUAUAUUGGUUUAGGGUUAAUUAAAUUUUCAAUCCUCUUUAGUAGUAUUGGGUUGAUAAGAGAUUUGGUGCAUUUAAAAAUGGAUCAUUGAUCUUUUGUACCUUGUUUUGUUCUUUUAAUUUCUUCUUUUAUUAGAUUUACUAAAAUGUUACAUUUUUUUUUUUUGUUGUAAGAAAGUCUUUAUGUAAUAGUAUUGGUGAAUAGAGUAAUGAAAUUUGAGAUAUGUUUGUUUGCCACCAAAAUCAAUGAAAUUGGAGUGAACU